ACAAUUGAGAUUCUCCCCCAGACACGCAAGUAAAACGGCAACAUCCGAACGGUGUGGACGUUAAUGGUGUAUUCAGUGUUACAUGAGUUUAAAUAGCUUACUAACGACGUUUUUUAUAACUAUUACAACUCAUUCAUCAUUGACUAUAAAUAAAGAUGUUUGGCUUCCACAAGCCCAAGAUGUACCGGAGCAUAGAUGGUUGCUGUAUCUGUCGGGCCAAGUCUUCCAGCUCCCGCUUCACCGACAGCAAGCGCUACGAGAGGGACUUUCACAGCUGUUUCGGGCUGAGUGAGGUGCGUUUUGGGGAGAUCUGUAAUGCCUGUGUUCUCCUGGUGAAAAGGUGGAAGAAACUCCCAGACGGAUCCAUAAAGAACUGGAAUCAUGUUGUUGAUGCUAAAGGUUCAGGGUCAAGCUGGAAGACGACAGUGAGRWCCAAGAAGAUGAAGAGAGCCAGGCCAAGCCAGAUCAGCCGAGUGCAGAAGGAGCUCAAGAGACACAACUCUGACGCCCACAGCACCACCUCCAGUGCCUCCCCCGCCCAUUCUCCAAGCUACAGCAACCAAUCAGACGAGGGCUCGGACGUGGAACUCUCACCAGGUGCCACCCACUCGCCAGUCUUCUCUUUCCUGGACCUCACCUACUGGAAAAGGCAGAAAGUGUGCUGUGGCAUCAUCUACAAGGGACGCUUCGGAGAGGUCCUCUUAGACCCCCACCUCUAYAAGCCCUGCUGCCAGAAGAAACGGCAGCACCAGCCAAAAGAGGAAGGAGAGGAGGAAGCACAGGCGAGCAGAGCGAACGUGAUGCGCCACGCCCCACCGAACAGCCCCCCGCCCCCCCAGGUUAAAGAAGAUUAGGGGAGGGGAAGGAAGGAAGAGUGGGGAUUUGAUGUCAUAAUGUCAUAUGACACUCUAAAGAAGUCAGAUGGAUACCGUUGGGAUUUUAUGACGUCUACUGGUAUUGCUUUCUAUUCAAGAGCAGCUGGACGACUUAUCAAAUGUUGUGUUCUGUACCAGGAUGCAGUGAGGUUUGUUCUAUUAUAUCUGUUAACAAAUAUUGAUUCUUUCUCUCUGAGUGCUAUGAGAUUGUGAAUAUUCACAAUUUGUUUUCAAUAUGAAAUGCUGGAUUCACAAAAGCUGUAUGAGAAAUGGAGACCUCUGGAACUGUACCUUUUGUAGUAGGAUAGAGCCAUAUCCUUUAGGAUAGAGAACAGCCUUCCACACUGCCUUCUCCUGUCUUGUACCUCACACAUAUAUGUGCGCGCAAACACGGCCCUGGUCCCUUUCUGAAAGGAUGCAUUCUCUUUUUUUCUCUCUUUUCUUUCCCUUACGCCACAUGGUCACUGAUCGGACACCUAAUAUUGUUAGGGUAAAGCUGUAGAAAAUGCCAUGUGACAAAUUAUGUCAGAGGUUUGAAAAGUGGGAAGAAAUGAUGCAAUUUUAAARAGUUUGUCCAGAGCCUUAUUCUUCUGUAAAGGGACACGUGUACACAACCAAUGUCAUAUCCACCCUUGAUUGUGCGCCAGGUGUACUCUGUUGUAUUGAUACUAUACUCUUUCCAGUGCACGUUUAAUAUGUAAGGCCAGUGAUCUUGUUCAGUGUCUUUGGAUGUACGUACAAAGCAUAUUCAAACGUUUAAAGGGAGCCUGUAGUGUGCCCUCUAAGCAGUGAUCCUGAUGCAAGCGCUCUCGAUCGCCAGUCCUCACCUGAACCAUUAUAAGCUAAAACCCACCAACUGACCYUGGAGCAGCACUUUUUGAGCACUUCCUAUCUCAGUCUACGGACCAGUUCCAUUUAGUUUCCUAGCCCCUUAGAGCAUAUCUGAAGGUGAUKGUAUAGUGGACACUUAUUUAUUCCUUUCAAAUCUCUGAACACAAACGGGGUUCUGGGAAGUGGCUAAGAUGCUGAAUGGAACUGGGCCUAUGAUGUCAAAAGACUAGCUGAGUGGGCCAACCAAAAAGAUUCCCUGGUUUUCUCCUAUUGAGAGAUUUGAUGCCUUGUAAUUGUACUUUAGGUUUGACGCUUUCCAAGAACUGUUCAAGUCCUGCAGGACUCGGUUGUACAAAUCCAUCUACAUCUUUAGCAUGAUGACCUUAGGGGUGAAAUAAUAACACUAUUUUUGUCUGUCACUUUGCCUCUGUUUGGCGCAAAAUACUGUACAGUUCUGAAUAUAUUUUUGAAUAUAAAUGGACAAGACUACAACGUAGUGAAUAGGCCACCAACAKUUAGUUCUUAGUACAUGUCCCAAAACUGUCAUGGCUGGUUCUAUACAAUUGUCAGUACAAGGUAACUUUAAUCUAAACCCCUCCCUCAUCCCUCGUGUAGGCUACUUCUGUCUUCACUUUUAUUUCAAGAAAUGUGUUUUCUUGUUCUGUACCUCAUGCAUAUUCACUACUGUUCAUAUAAUUUAAAUGUUAUUCAAAACACGGUAAGAUUUAUUUGACACUGACAUUGUCUUAGMAUUUUAUUCUACAGUGAAAUAGACUCAAGCCUGUAUUUACAUUGCAUCCCGGGG
This is a messenger RNA of Salvelinus sp. IW2-2015, 2511 nucleotides long. RefSeq names its product SIN3-HDAC complex-associated factor-like. Gene Ontology annotation, cellular component: Sin3-type complex. The record is from RefSeq and is a predicted model, not a curated record. Gene Ontology annotation, biological process: negative regulation of cell migration. Lineage: Eukaryota; Metazoa; Chordata; Actinopteri; Salmoniformes; Salmonidae.